CGCUCAACCCCCAUAAUGAUUAAUCUGAGUGCAGCGAAUGCUGAACCCCUGAUGCCGCGCAUCAUACGCAAAUCUUGGCAAUAUGCAUAGACUGUAUACACUACCGCCUCCUCCACCUUCACCGUCCCCCUCUCGCAGAGCAGCGAGCGGGCGCCGGACAAUCUUGCGGCCUGCGCUGGCGCCAUGAACGGCCGGUCCUUGUAGCAUUGCGCAGCAUACACACCGAGCAUCGCAUAGUUUGGGCUUAGAAACGCAGCCGCAGUCAUGUCACUGAACGGCCAUAUCACUUUGUCGCGGGUGAAUACUGCGACGAGUACGGAGAAGGAGCUGCACAGACAGAUGCCUCCUCUGCAAACAACAUCGUUAGAGCGCAACAACACCGCACAAUCGCGCCCGCAAACCGCUGCCAGAACGUCGAACAUCGACGUCAUGUCGCACGACGGGAGCCUCAUAUCUCCACAAUCGCCCACUCGACACCAGCGCUUUGUCCUGACUGACAUAGUUGCAUCCCGUUAUCUCGAAGACGACCCCCAAACCACAGUCCUUGCACGCCGGCAAAAGAUCGAAGGCUACGAGAUAUAUCUCGUCGAACAAUGGGCAUGCUCACGAUCGCACCCUACCUUCCUCAUCACCACCUACACGGGCAACCCUGAAGAUACGGUUCUGGCUACGAUCAUCAGCGUGCCCGCAGACGAAACACAGUGGUCACCGCAGAUGCAGUUGUACUUCAACUCGCUGAAUGAGUACCAUGCGCGCAGAAGAGAUACACCUUACGGCACACUGAUGGUCACCAACCUGAACGGCUUCCCUUCGUCCUUGACUGUCAUCCCAAUUCCCGGCGGUGAUAUGCGGAAGUACAGAGAGAUCUUCUUUGUCAACGAGAACUUGAAAAGACUCGGGUGUUCAGGCCGAUUGGGAAUCAAGCUUGCACCGCCUAGCAGUGCGACCGAAGCCAAGUUUCAUCAGCUAUACCGCACCAGCGAAAAGAUCCCUCUGAACGGCGCUGUCAUCGAGCUCGUGAAGCUUUGCCAGGUCGCAUUGGUUCUAUUUGGCAAGCUUGAGCCCGAGUACGCAGACGGUCUACUUUGCGAUGUCACUGAGAAGGCUAUCAAUGACUGGUGGGUCGAGUUCGGCGCAGAAUAUUAUACGGUCGAGCCACACGAUGGCAUACUCGGUCCUACUACCGUCGCCGCGUUGUUGGGUAUGCUCAUAGGCGCGCGCAAUCGCUUGAGUGCGCUAAAUGCGCCAAUUGCCAAAGAUGUGUUCGACAUCGAGAGCACCAAGAAGGGCAUUGCGCAUUUUCAAAAGACUCAUCACAUACCGCGAUCUCGGCGAUUGGACAGACAGACGCUUGACAGGCUGCGCAGAGCGACUGCGAAGGCUGCGAGUAAGGAGAGCUGGGGCGUACCAAGAGCGUUCAAGUCAACUGUGGCUGAGCUAGGCGGAAAGGGCGGCGAAAUGGUGAUGGGGAUCGUAGGCGCUGGCGAAAAGGACGGUAUCGCCGAAGUGGAGACAGUAGACAUCGACCGGUUUGUGGAACUUGUACGCGGAGAUCAUGCUAAAUGGCUAUGGCACGGUCGACCUCGAAAGACCGGAUCUGGAGACAUGUUCGAUCGACUACCGGAUGAAGAUGGUCAAACAUCACCAAUUACAGCACAGGAUCGCAGUCGAAACCCUUUGAAGAGACAACCCACCCUUGAUGAACAGAAGUUGCCGCGGCGAGAAGCCACGCGAGACGAUCACAAGAAAGAGUUGUUCAGCCCGGAUGGUACAGAGGCCAAAGACAGAGAUCCCUUCUCGAAGCGUGCAGCCAUCAAGGCGAGGCUCGACCCUGAGCGUGGCUUCCACCGCAUCAAAGACGCUGUUGGUCUUCGCAGUCAUGCCAGCAAACUUUCGAAGGAGGAACAUGGCCGACUGCAACUCCAAGGUUCACGGACAGGCCUCAAUGUCUCUCAGCAGGCUGAUCUGGACAGUGUCUACGAGGAUGGCAACGAGCUCAACUCUGUCAUGUCACCCCAACGCGUCACCACCGAUCUUGAGCCCUCCUUCACUAAGGUGCUCACUGAAACCCCACGAGACUCCGCCAGCCACCUUGCGCUAAGUAAGGGCACGUCUACGCUCGACGGCGAACCCGAAUCAUCAGGCUCGAAGCUCCCAACUGCCGAACCAGAAGCUUCCACCCAGCCACCAACAGCUGAGCCCUCAAUAGCCGGUUCUAUAUACCAUGGCAUUGACCUGAACGAAGUGCUACCUCUCGAGGAUGCCCAUGCCUUUCCUGCCCUCCUCCGUCGCACACAAUCUGCCGACCAGAUCCAGCUCUACGACACUUGGCACAGCGAUGACUGGUGGCCGCGCCACCUCUCCUUCAGCAUCGCCGAGGAAAGCGUGCUGAAGUGGCAAAGCGUUGUCAACAUCGAGCCCGACGAAGAAGCCAUUGAUGACACCGACACAUCUACAGUGGCGCUUGGCAGACAAAAAGUAACUUACACUGUGCAGUCCGAACAGCUCAAGCGCCUGCAUCAUCGCCUCGCCGUCCUCUCCGCUACAGAUACGACAUGGGUCAAGACUCGCCUCAAGGAGAUCAAAGAUCUCGACGCCGCAGCAGACGCGGAUAUUGAAACGCUGGAAUCAAUAUACUAUCCUCGCCUAGAUACUUACCACGCUCUGCGCGACGAUACGCACGCUGUUAUUAUGAAUAACCGCGCCCAACUUACCGCAUCGCUGCGCGAAUUGGAUAACGUGAGCGAUAAGUUGGAGUAUGAGAUCAGUGCCUUACGGGGCAAAGUCGAAGACGUCGAAGACUUUGUAGACGAGUUCGAGAAACAAGUUGACUAUGUGUGCGAGAGGGUUGAAGAGCUGGAGAGGACGCUGGGGAGGAGGGAGGGCUGGUGGCACUGGAUCUUCCGAAAGGCGACGGGGAUAGGGAGUCCGCCUUACUAAGUCUUUGAAUAUUGUUGCGUUGUCGUACUGGCGUCAAAGGAAGGGCUUCGUUUUGUAUACCCAUUGCAUCGUUUUUAGAAAAGGAGGCAUACAAGUAGAUUAUCACUAUCCGUAGGUAAGACUGUAAUUACCAAA
Molecule: messenger RNA, 3075 nt
Organism: Macroventuria anomochaeta
Lineage: Eukaryota; Fungi; Ascomycota; Dothideomycetes; Pleosporales; Didymellaceae
Exons: 1
Coding region: 265-2940 (891 amino acids)
Cellular component (GO): Sin3-type complex
Source: RefSeq, a predicted model, not a curated record